CUGAUCUUUCGUUACGUUGGCGACGUUCAAACACUUCCUGGUUGAGUCCCAACAACGUGUUUGUCGUCUACUCUUCUCUUUUAGUUGUUUUGGUGUUGCUUUCCAAGAGUAAUGUUUAAUUUAUUAAUAAUUAGAGACACCGAAAGGCUUCAGCCUCUUUCCGUUUCUAACCAAAAGUGACUUUCGCGACGUCGAUCGCCACCUUUUUUCUGCGAUGAGUAAUGUGGGCCACUCUCAAACAACUCAGUCAGAUGUUGUUGCGGACUCCUGCAACAUCGUGCUGGAAACAUCCCCUCCCGAUUAUGUGAAGAAAAUGUCACGGUAUCUUGAGGAACAGACCAGACGGGAUGAGUCAUGGGAAAACUCCGCUGAAGAAGACGACGACAGUGAUUCAGGGGACAGUAUGUUCAUCACUCAAGCCCCCGUACCUGAACCUGUGAGAUCAAGAAGACGAACGGCCCCCGCGCCCCUACAUGGAAGUAAGGGUGAUACUUUACUGUCGGAUUCCCAUGGAAAAUCGAAAUCUUACAAAAAGAGGAGAAAUUACAGCCCGCCAAAGCACAGUUUCUUUUCCCUGGAUGGAGAGAGGCCCAGGGAGACUGUGUUGCAUCCUCAUCAGAAUAUAAGACUACAUAAUUUUGCAAUGGGAGGCUUUUUUCAAAGUGUCAAGCAGCUGUGGCAGAACUAUCAAAGAGGUGUGGAGUCAUCUUUACCGACAGUUGACGCGGAUGGGGAGUGCUUAUCUCCAAUAUCAGAAGCAGAAGAGGAAAAUAACGAAGACGUGGACAUCAAAGUGGUGCCGCGGAGGUGGUUGGUGGUGCCAUCAACAACAAAAAAGCUCUCACGACCUUGGUACACUCCAACAACGGAGGACAGUCAGUUGAAACAGCAAAAGAAGAAGACGGGCACAAAAGUCACACAAUUAACGCCACAAAGAGGACAUGAAAUACGAGCUACGGCGACCGUAUUGAAGGAUACGCCAUCUUCACGUAAAAAGUGCUUGGAUGAUAAAGAGUCUUCUCCAACAAGUGACAGAAAUGACCCGGCCGGAACUGAAACACCAAGGGCAAAGAUAAGUCUUGCCAGAGAAAUUAAAAAGGUUACUUCUCGGAAGAAUAAAAGGAAAUGUGAUCUGUAUAACAACAGGGAUGCUACAGUCUGUGAGCCAAGUCCAGAUGGACACGUAGAAACGGACAGAGAAGCAUCUGCAGCAGUAGCAGAGCCCCAGGCGGAUGUUUUCCGCACAGACGAGCCGUCACAAACGGGGCCGACGGAGUGUGAACCUGAAACCCCCGAUCUCCUCCAGAGUGACACUAAUAAUGAUACGGAGAGGGAAAAAGACGAAGAAGAUGAUGAAAGUGUAGAAGACGGAAAGGGCCAGAGUCCGGAAGAGCCAGAGGGUCAGGAUGCUGCUGUGGAGAUCGCAGAGGUGACUCCCAGUCUGUCGCGACCCACAGACGAGCCGGAGCUUCAUAAAAAUGGUGAUGAUGACGUGCCGAGACAGGAGAAGGGGGACGGUUUUAAUUCAGAGCUGAAGGAAAAAAGACAGAGAAAAGCGUUGGAAGCAGAAGAUGCGAGCCAGGAGGUGGAUGGAGUCGGAGAUGUGAGGGUGGAGGAGGAACCUGCGCUUCUAGGGAACGGUGAUCCAGAGGAUGGUGAUGGUGGUGGUGGUGGUGGUGACGUUGAGCAGUUAGAGUCAAGCCCAGCUGCUGAACCUCCAAAUGAUGAAGUACAGAUACGGAAGAAAAAGACAAAAAGGAAAAAAGAAACUGAUGUGAGGUUGGAGGACGAACCUGCACUUCUAGGGAACAGUGAUCCAGAGGAUGAUGGUGGUGGUGGUGAUGUUAAGCAGUUAGAGUCCAGCCCAGCUGCUGAACCUCCAAAUGAUGACGUACAGAUACGGAAGAAAAAAAUGAAAAGGAAAAAGGAAUCCGAUGUGACUUCAGAUCAAAAAUCAACCGAGCAGUUGGAGGAAGAAAGAGAACAUUUAGGAACUACUGAGGCUUCUCAGGAAACAUUAGAAUCCAGUUUUGUAAAGAGAAAAAAGAAAAAGAAGCACCAGACAGCUUCGAAUGAAGAUACUCAAGAAGGAGAAGGUGAUUGUCAGGAUGUGAACUUUUCUAAUGAUGUUACAACCUUGGAAGAAAGUGCAGGAUUGUUAGUCAAGAAGAAGAAGAAAAAGAAGAAGAAGAAAAGAACCUCUGAUACGGAUGACAUUGCUGUCACUCCUGAGGAUGAUGUAAAUUCAUUUAACACACAGAUAACAACAGAUGACCUUGGAGAACAAGACGCUGAAGUGGCGACCAAGAAGAAGAAGAAGAAAAAGAAAAGGAAGAGCGGAGAAAUAUCAAGCAUGGAAAUCUCCAGUAACACUGUGGCACAAAGUGAUGAUUCAGUGUCUGCGCGGAAAGAGGAAAAGAGGAGGACCUCUUCCUUCCUUGUUGCUGAUGCAGAGGGAAAAGCUGCUCAGACACACGAGGGAAAACAUCCUCCUUCGCAAUCAACGGCUGCCGCUGUGGAGUUUGCGAACGAGUCAGCAGAAAUUGCCCGAGGACGUUUGCAGGAAUCUAACGGCGAGGUCAGGAAAAAGAAAAAGAAGAGGAAGAGGAAGAUGUCAGACGCACUGGAGAGUGCGGACAAUGAUCACGACCCGGAUUUUGAGGAACCAAACGAGAUGUCUGAGAUGACUGCAGCUGAAACUGGGCUCAAGAAAAAAGAGAAACGGAAGAGAACUGAAAGCCAGUCGCUGAACGACAUGGAAAGAUUGCAAAGUCCAACUCAAACUGAUGAGGUUGUGGUGUUAAAAAAGAAGAAGAAGAAGAAGAAGAAGACCAAGGGGAAUCCACCAGCUUCCACUGAAGAGAAUGAAUUAGAAAUAUCUACACCACAAUCCUGUAGCUCAGUGUCAUACAAGAAGAAUGCGUUAGCCGUGGAGUCAAAGGUCAAACAUAGCAGCACCAAAACAUCUCAAGCAACCGAGGAAGCUCCUUCUUUAGAGACACCUGUGCAUCAGCUGUUAGAUGGUGUGACAGAUGAGAAAAAAAGGAGAAAACUUGAAAAGAAAUCACCAGAAAUUACCAGGACUCCUAACGUAGAGGCCCAUAAAGCCAAAGAGGAAAAAAUGAAGGUAACAGCUGAGUCCAGUUUCAGCCCUAAGUUAUCAAAGGCUCCUCUCACACAACUUGAAUUGUCCUCCUCACACAGUAACAAGAAAAACAAGCUCGCGAAGGGCAAGAGGCAGCUUUACAGUAAAGGCUACCAAGUGUUAAUGGAGUUUGACCAGCAGAGGGAUUCUCACUGAUCACACACCCAGUAAAGCUGCCUUGACCGCCAUGAGGCCGAAAUGUGACAAUUUAGUUACUUACAAAAAAAAAAAAAACAUGUUUUGUAUCAAAGCAUUUU
Messenger RNA from Mugil cephalus (flathead mullet), 3402 nucleotides. RefSeq names its product eukaryotic translation initiation factor 5B-like. Lineage: Eukaryota; Metazoa; Chordata; Actinopteri; Mugiliformes; Mugilidae. Bases 215 to 3301 code for a protein of 1028 amino acids. The transcript has 5 exons. The record is from RefSeq and is a predicted model, not a curated record.